Messenger RNA from Rhagoletis zephyria (snowberry fruit fly), 2267 nucleotides. RefSeq names its product transmembrane protein 181-like. Gene Ontology annotation, molecular function: toxic substance binding. The record is from RefSeq and is a predicted model, not a curated record. NCBI's taxonomy places the organism in Eukaryota, Metazoa, Arthropoda, Insecta, Diptera, Tephritidae.
AUGUCCAAACCACCCACAGACACAUCGGGUCUGGGUUAUUCAUAUCAUCUGCCAUCUGGUGGUUUACUCUUACGUCUCAAGAAUUCCCUCUCACAAUUUAGCGAUUUAUUCAGUGAGUUCAACAGAUAUAUUGCACCGGCCUACCAUCAUGACCGGUGCGAACGUUCGGUGCAUAUGCGCCUCUAUUCGAUGCAGAAACGUGAAUUCGUUAUGGUAUUUUUGGGAUUUCUCAUCUGUUUCGGUUUGGCCAUUGUAAUUGGUCUCACCGGACCUCCUAUUACUAGCACAUCAGAGAUCACAACCAAGAGUAUAUUGGCGAAUACUUCGCUUGCUAACAGUAAUACAGUGCUAGCUACUGGGCCAUUUGCGAUGAAGUCACCACUGAUGACCACAUACUCUCAACAACUGUGGCUGAUUGCCAAAUUGGUAACAGACAACAAUGAUGAUGAAAAGUAUGAUAAAAGUUUUCAAGUGAGCGUCGCCAUAGAUGGAAUUACCGAACAACAUAAACCACUGAGUAUUCUAAUCGCAGAUUUGGUGCGUAAUCGUACGCGUCACUUAUCUUGCAUACGGAACGAUUGUGAGGAGUUUACAAUUCUGCAUUUGGGUUUUCUAGAAUAUGCACACUAUAUCAUCACUGUACGCUUCUAUGGGUUGGGGACAUUCCACCAGAAGUACAAUAUACGGAGUAUAACCUUUUACUUCAAAACUUACAGUCCCGAAUUUACACAAAUCGAAAUAUGGUUCCGUUUCAUAUUUCUCCUCUUCACUUUCAUCGUAAUCUGCUGGUAUGCUCACACUCUGCGCAAGUAUCCUAUCUACGAUUGGUCAAUCGAACAGAAAUGGAUGUCAUUACUGCUGCCGCUGCUCCUGUUAUACGAUAACCCCUUCUUUCCAUUGAUUUUCCUAAUGAACUCUUGGUUUCCCGGCAUGUUAGAUGCUGUGCUGCAGGCCACAUUCCUAUGUUCGUUGCUGAUGUUCUGGCUUUGUAUAUAUCACGGUUUGCGUCAAAACGAAAGACGUUUUAUGCGUUUCUACCUGCCAAAGAUCAUCGUUAUACUACCAAUAUGGUUGUGUGCUAUUGUCUUAGCUACAUGGGAGAAAUGCAAUGAACUGCGCGAUCCCACCUACAGCCACUUUGUGGACACGCGAAAUUACAAUGGUUUCAAGUUGUUCUUCUACAUUGCUGGCUGUAUGUACAUACUAUAUCUAGCCUUAUUAGUCUUACGCGCUUAUACUGAGCUCAGAUCGAUGCCUUACUUUGAUAUGCGUUUGAAAUUCUUGACGCUUUUAAUGCUCUUCGUCAUCUCCAUAACUAUAAUAGUCACAACACGUCGCUUUGGCUUCGGCAUAUUAGAGGACAAUUUCGUGGCCACACUCAAUACCACCUAUCAUAGCUCGGCGCAGUUUAUGUGUUUCUAUGGUCUUCUGAAUUUUUAUCUAUUUACCAUGGCAUAUGUAUACUCCCCAAAUGGACGAUUUUCUCAAGAGAUCUCUGUUACCAAAGAUAAUCCCGCAUUUUCGAUGAUAAACGACUCUGAUGAAGAAGUUGUAUAUGGCUCCGAGGACGAGUCACGUCGUCCUCUCACUGUUGGUAACAAAAAUGAUUAUGACAGCGAUUAAAACAGCAUAUUUUCUUAAUUUGCUAUAUUUACUACAUAUAUAAAACUAGACAGUCUUAGCAAACAAUAAUUUAUUGGUAGUCAAAGAUAUAAGAAUAACUUCGAUUUUAUAUACCGUUAGUAUCUUUAACUUUUUUCGUAUCAGUUGUUUGCUAUGCACAAAAUAAUAUUUUUUCAUAUCUAUCAUUUAACUACUUUUGUAGUAUGUUUAAUUUCCAAUUAGUUAGUCUUUUCAGCUAGGCGUUAAAAUUUGAAUUUCGUAUAUGAACUAUCUCCCUCCCCCCUUUUACUUUGUAUUUUCCAAUUAAAAUUUAACUGUAACUCGCUACAACAAGAGUAUUCGAAAUAGCCCUUUAGUUCGCUUUCAAAUGCACACUCAUAAAAAAUCGAAACCAAUGCAAUUUUUCUUAUCUUUAAAUAAGUCUGUUUUAUUCAUAUGUAUAUAUAUAUAUAUGUACGUUUACAUAUCGAUGGUCCUCUGCAAUAACGACACAAUUCAAAAUUCAAAAAUUAAAAACUUGUUACUGUUAAGCUGCUAACGUCUCUAAUCCCCUUGUCUUAUCCUUACUAAUUACAGCAGCAAUCGGAAAAGGAUUAGGGAGAGUUUUUUAUUUUUUCAAUUUUGAAUUGUGUCGUUAUUGCAGA